ACCUCAACCACAUCUGAAACACACACACACACAACCACAACCUCAUCGCUUCUCUCUCAUACUCCGCUCCGUUCUCUGGUCGGUCCGAUCUGCUUCUUCCUCUCUCCUGGAGUUUAUUCAGUUUUAUUCCCUGGAAGCUGGAUGAAUCAUUGGAGAGUUGUGAACAAGUGCGAGCAGAAAGCUGAGGCUCCUCGCUGCGUCCAGACGAGAAGACGAGACUCCAGAGCCAGAGGAAGAGUUGUGGAGGAGAAUGGAGCUGGGGACGUCCCUGUAUCUUCCUAUUGUUAUUCUACUGAUGCAAUGUUCCCCCUCCGCUCCCGUCACCGUGUCAUCCGACAAACACAAAGUGGAGGCGCAAGAGUUCAAAGACGCGGUGCUGUCCUGCACGUUCCGCACAGAGAUAGACCAGAACCCGCGCAUCGAGUGGAAGAAGAAAGGGAAAGAUGUCUCCUUCGUGUACUUUGAUGGACACUUCAAAGCUCCGUUUGAGGGCCGGGCGACCAUCGACGGGGCCACGGUGACGCUGCAUAGGGUGACCCAGGAGGACGCCGGGGAGUACCGAUGCGAGAUCAGCGCUCCUCGCGACUCCGUCAGCCUGGGCGAGACCAACGUCACGCUCAAAGUCCUGGUGCCCCCCGAAACCCCGUCCUGCGAAAUCCCCAGCGGGGCGGUGACAGGCUCCGUGGUGCUGCUGCGCUGUAGGGACCGGCACAGCAUCCCGCCUGCUAAAUACUCCUGGUUCAAGGACAGCGUGCCGAUGAGCCCGCCGCGCCACGCCAACGCCACAUAUCUAAUCAACUCACAGACGGGAGUACUGGAGUUUAAAUCUGUAGCCAAAGAAGACACCGGUCGAUACAGCUGCCUGGCUUCCAACGGAGUGGGGUUGCCCCAGAUGUGCGAGGGCAAGCACAUGACGAUAGAGGACGUCAACGUGUCGGCCGUGGUGGCGGCGGUGGUGGUGAUCUGCCUGGUCGUCAUGGUCCUCGCAGGCGGGGGAUUCCUCUUGCACCGCAACGGGUUCUUCAGCCCAGGACACAGAGGAAGGUCCUUUUGGAUCUCCCAGUGUCAUGGUGCAGCCCACAUCAGCAGCCAAACCCUGCACAGAACUGAGGACACAUCCAAUGUCAACUACAUCCCUCCGCCCCAAGAACCCCAGGAUUUCAAACACACCCAGUCAUUCAUGCUCUGAGAAGCCGGCCUUUCUUCGAGAUCACCCCCCCCCCCCACGUGAUAAGGUGCCAAACACUGGAUUUUCUCUCUGGACUCUGAACGAGCUCUCGAUCUUCCAACAUAUGUUCAUUUCAAUCUCUACCACUCCUUUUUGGAUGGCAAGAAAAUGUCUUCUUACUCUCUCUUGGCGCUGUGUGGGUCACAUAAGUCAUUGGUGUUUUCUGCUCUUAUGGGAUUAAGUUCACUUUCAUGGUGUUCUGCUCCCCCCUGGUGGUCAGAGUGUGAAAAUCCAAUUGAUCUUUUUCUGAACAAUCCAGGGACUAAGGGAGACUUUGUUUCUUCCCUCUGCAGGCCAAUCGUUUCAACUUUUCUUUUUUACCAAAGACUGAAAUUUAAGGGAUUUAUUUUGCUUUAAAAGAUUGAAUCAUCACAAGGGAAUUGUGCGUAAAGCCAUAGAGAAAGCAUUACUUUCAAUCUACUCAAACGUAAAUGUAGUUUACCUCAGCAUCUGCCAAUGUUUUGUCUACUGUAACACUGGGACCCCCAGCUUAUCAGUGCCACACAAGAGUCUUCUUAGUGACAACAUGAAACCAGACAAAGCCAGUCCAGGAGACCAGGGAGACAAUUAUAGUGAGACCAAUCCCAUUCCAUCCUAAUGUGCCUGCAUGGUCUUUUUAUAUAUAUAUAAAUAUAUAUAUACACACACACAUAAAUAUAUACCUUGUGCCUUUUUAAUUUGUCAUAUUUAUCUAGGGAUCACACUUUUUUGUAAAGAACUUGCCUUACUUUUUUCUGUCUUUAUAUUUUUGUGCCACUGUUUAUCAAUGUUUUAUCGAAAUGGAGUGUCUGUUUUUAGACAGUGUGUGAAUGGAUUGUUCAGAGUUUUAUUUGAAUGGUGUAUCAGUAAUAAAAUGUUUUUCUAUUCAAAACGCUA
Molecule: messenger RNA, 2104 nt
Organism: Sebastes umbrosus (honeycomb rockfish)
Lineage: Eukaryota; Metazoa; Chordata; Actinopteri; Perciformes; Sebastidae
Gene: jam2a
Product: junctional adhesion molecule 2a
Exons: 11
Coding region: 251-1189 (312 amino acids)
Biological process (GO): leukocyte tethering or rolling
Cellular component (GO): protein complex involved in cell adhesion; cell surface; tight junction
Source: RefSeq, a predicted model, not a curated record